AUGAAUGUCAGCCCUGCAACCGCCGAUGCGGCCUCUGCCGACCCGGAGCUGGAGUUGACCGUGCGCUUCGUGUACAAGGAAGGCCCCGUGGCAGCUGUGCGUGCCGCCCGUUUCCGCACCGUGCCGUUAGCGGCCGCGCUGGGCGGUGUCUUCCGCGCUGUUCGCGGCUUGCAGGCUGAAGCGCAGGCGCAGCAGC
Molecule: messenger RNA, 196 nt
Organism: Symbiodinium pilosum
Lineage: Eukaryota; Dinophyceae; Suessiales; Symbiodiniaceae
Source: the annotation of a GenBank genome assembly